Messenger RNA from Saccostrea cuccullata (small rock oyster), 726 nucleotides. RefSeq lists its product as uncharacterized. The record is from RefSeq and is a predicted model, not a curated record. Lineage: Eukaryota; Metazoa; Mollusca; Bivalvia; Ostreida; Ostreidae. Bases 161 to 709 code for a protein of 182 amino acids. The transcript is spliced from 3 exons.
GAUGACAUGAUAUCAAAAAACACUUUAGCUGAGGGCAACCAUGUAUUAUACAACACCUAUCCUCGAUAAAUAACUAAUCAGACAAAAAUCAUAGCAAGGUAACCGAAACAAAUAAUAAAUGUUGACAUGUAGAGGAUAAAAAAAAACUUAACACAAGAUUAUGAUACGGUUGUGGUUUUAUGGGGUUGCCACAGCCUGUUUACUGGUUGCCCUUGCUCCAUCCUCUACUGACCAACAGUCUGAUCUGGCCACAGCUGGGCUCAGCGUUAUAACAGCGUCCACUGCUUUUGCCUCAUUGGGUUACAUUGCUGUGUGUCUAACCGAAUACUUUGCGGAAACUGAGAGGGCUCGAGAAUCCGGAUUAAAAGAUGGCAGGAAGGCGGGAAAAACGGAUGGGGAAAAUAUGGGCCGUGCAGAGGGAAUUCAGGAAGCUGAGAAAGAAUGCACAAAAAUGAUUGCAGAGAAAAAUGCCGAAAUAAAAAAAUGUUUACUAGAAGCUGAAGCAGUUAGAAAGGCUGUUUUAGACGAGGCACUGGCUGAUCUCCAGGCCCAGAUUGACGUAAAUGUGCAAGGUCUUCAAGUGGAUUUGGCAAACACCUUUGCUAUCUGUGAGGAUAGAGCCCCAUGUAAUUCAGAUGCAAAUGCCGCAUGCAUAAAUGAAACUUUUGGUAGUACAACUUUAUGUGUUCCCAAAUUAUUGGUGGAGUAAAUAUUACAUAGCUAUGG